Molecule: messenger RNA, 2046 nt
Organism: Triticum turgidum subsp. durum (durum wheat)
Lineage: Eukaryota; Viridiplantae; Streptophyta; Magnoliopsida; Poales; Poaceae
Source: the annotation of a GenBank genome assembly
AUGCUCUUCCUCUUCACAAAGUACUUAUCCAGGGGCAGCAAGAACGCGGCAGCCGGCGACGCCGACAGGAGGCAGAGGCAGAGGCAGAAGCAGAAGCAGCGCGAGAUGCCGGCGGCAUCGGCGUCGAAUGGGGCUGCGGACCGCGAGCACGGGUGCAUGCCCGGCUGCGUGCCGGUGCGCGCCAAGCGGACGGCCACGGUUACGACCGUCACGACCACGUCGGCGAGGACGUCGCGCCACAACUUCGUCAGGUCGGCCGCGUCGGGGCUCUUCCCCGGGGCGCCGGUGUUCACCAACCACGAGUCCCUCCCGCCGCUCCCCGAGGCCUACUCGGAGUUCGCCUCCGCGUUCCCGCAGUACGGCGGGCUUGCCGGCUCGGCGGACGCGAUCAGGGACGGGGAGUACCGGCACCUCGACCGCCACGUCUGCCUGGACUACAACGGGAUGAACCUCUUCUCCCACGCGCAGAUGAACUCGUCGCUGCCGUCCACGUCAGCUCCGGCGGAGCCGUCGGCGUGGCAGCCGCCCUUCUUCGACAUCGCGUACAGGUCCGCGAGCCUGCGGUCGCAGGUGCAGCAAUGUGGGGACGGCACGGCCGCGCAAUCCGCGGCGGGAGGCAUCAGCGGCGCCGUCACGAGGCGCAUCAUGGCGUCCCUUAAGAUCCCCGAGGACGAGUACACCAUGGUGUGCACGGCGAACCGGACCACGGCCUUCCGGCUGCUGGCGGAGUCCUACUCCUUCACUCCCGGCGGCGGCAGGAAGAAGCUGCUCUCCGUGUACGACUACGAGAGCGAGGCGGUGGGUGCCAUGGCUCAGUGCGCGCGCAGCCGCGGCGCGGAGGUCAUGAACGCGAGCUUCGCGUGGCCGAGCAUGCGCGUCCACGCCGCAGACCUCCGCAAAAAGCUGCUCCGUGGGCGGCGGCGGCAGCGCGGCCGCGGGCUCUUCGUGUUUCCGCUGGUGUCCCGGAUGACCGGCGCGAGGUACCCGUACCUCUGGAUGAGCGCCGCGGCGGAGCAGGGGUGGCACGUGGCGCUGGACGCGUGCGCGCUCGGCGCCAAGGACCUCGACACCCUCGGCCUCUCCCUCCUCCGCCCGGACUUCAUCGUCUGCAACUUCUUCAAGGUGUUCGGCGAGAACCCCUCGGGCUUCGCCGGGCUGUUCGUCAAGAAGGCCAGCCUCGGCGCGCUCGAGCGCUCCGCGGUCGCGCGCAGCAUCGGCAUCGUCAACAUCGUUCCGGCGCGGCGGUGGUCGCUUCGCGACGAGUAUUCCACCGACCUGGAGCACUCGCUCACCUUCCCCAAAGCGGGCGACCCGCCAACGGCGGACGAUGUCGAUACCACCUGCUCAUUUUCCGGCCCGCUCAGCGCCACCGCCACCGGUCGCAGGACAGACGAGGCCGAGAACGGCGACACGCCGGAAAUUUGCGAGGUCGACCGUAGGCCAUCCGAAGCCGAAGAAGACAGUCGGCCAUGGCCGCCGCCGGGAGCAGCCGAAGCAGAGGAGGAGCGCAUGCUGGAGGUGGAGUGCAGGGGGCUGGACCACGCGGACGCCCUGGGCCUCAUCGCCAUCGGCAACCGGCUGCGGUGCAUCAGCAACUGGCUGGUGGUGGCGAUGCAGAAGCUGCGGCACCCGCACCCGGAGCACGGCGGCGGGAAGCAGCUGGUGCGGGUGUACGGGCCGCGCGUCAAGUUCGAGCGGGGGCCCUCGCUGGCGUUCAACGUGUACGACUGGAAGGGGGAGAAGGUGGCGCCGGCGCUGGUGCAGAAGCUUGCCGACCGGCAGGCCAUCUCCCUCACCUGCGGCUUCCUGCGCAACAUCUGGUUCGCCGAUAAGUACGAGGCCGACAGGAGCGCCGUUCUUGAGCAGGCAAGCGACGGCGGCGGCGAGGUGGGGAUCCACGUGGUGAAUGCGUCGCUGGGGUUCUUGAGCAACUUCGAGGACGCGUACAAGCUGUGGGCGUUCGUGGCCAAGUUCUUGGACGCCGACUUCGUGGAGAAGGAGAGGUGGAGGUACACGGCGCUCAACCAGAAGACCGUCGAAGUGUAG